AUGGCGGUCACGCAAACGAGGGAGAGGUCGAGCGCAGUCGCGGGAGCCAACGAGUCAACCUCGAUUAAUAAAUGUUGUGUUGACGUAGGGUUGCUUGGAACGCAAUUGAGAGGUGGGCAUGGACACGAGAGCCAUGAUGGAGGAGGAGUUGCGCAUCCAUGGGACGGUAUUGGAGCAAUGGAACAUGGGAAAGAAGAGCUUGCCGAUGCUAUUGAGGGGAAGGUCGCACAUGACCUCGCGCGAGGCGGAGUAAUGACGCCAGAGGAACAUGAUAGAGAGCACAUCUCCGAGCUGACCACGAGGAGGGAGAUGACAACACAAGGGCCCGUCUCGUUCGGUCUUCGAUCAGCUACGAGACUCUCGAGUGGGCCUGUCACUGUGAAAGCUAGCUUAGAGCUAGGGUAA
Linum trigynum is the source of this 405-nucleotide messenger RNA. The record is from the annotation of a GenBank genome assembly. Lineage: Eukaryota; Viridiplantae; Streptophyta; Magnoliopsida; Malpighiales; Linaceae.